Molecule: messenger RNA, 1566 nt
Organism: Planococcus citri (citrus mealybug)
Lineage: Eukaryota; Metazoa; Arthropoda; Insecta; Hemiptera; Pseudococcidae
Gene: NiPp1
Product: nuclear inhibitor of protein phosphatase 1
Exons: 2
Coding region: 300-1328 (342 amino acids)
Cellular component (GO): nuclear speck
Molecular function (GO): protein binding; protein serine/threonine phosphatase inhibitor activity; mRNA binding
Source: RefSeq, a predicted model, not a curated record
AAUUCACACCGCUGCCUUUACCGAUUAGCGAAGCGAAGCCUUGUCCACUGGAUGGAUGAAUGAAUGAAUUGAAAAAUUUCGUGAAAGAAAUUAGAAAAUAGUAAGCGAUUAGACGAUUAUCACUCAAUUAUUUGGCAGCCUACUCGUGCUUGUAUUACAAAAUCUUGAAGUGUUGAACUAUCGAGGGAUGGACUACGGCCCGGUGCAUCGGUAAUGUUACUCAAUCAAGACUUUUCGGUGUAAGCAGUAACACAACUUUCAAUUCGUUACAUUUUACAAGCUAAACAUUGUAACUCGAUAUGGCAAACCACUACGACAUUCCCAGCUGGGCUGGAAAACCCCCUACUGGUCUUCAUUUAGAUGUACUGAAAGGUGACAGACUUGUGCAGAAAUUGAUGCUUGAUCAGAAAAAAUGUUAUUUAUUUGGAAGAAAUCAAGAAAUGUGUGAUUUUGCCAUCGACCAUCAAUCAUGCUCGCGCGUUCAUGCAGCGUUUGUAUACCAUAAAUUUUUAGAAAAAGGAUUUCUCGUCGAUCUCGGCAGUACUCACGGAACGUUCAUCGGAAAAAUGAAAAUCGAAGCUCAAAAACCGACCAUAUUACCUGUAGAUAGUCAUUUUCAUUUCGGUCACUCUACUCGUGUAUAUGUUCUUCGUGCCAGACCUCAAAUGCCUAAUCUACCUAUUAUGGAAGAAUUUGAAAACGACGAUGAUAACGACGACAAUGUUAAUUUAGAAAAUGAAUUGGCCUUAGAUAACAUCACUGAAUAUAAUACCGCUCAAAACCGUCGUAUUACGUUGAUCGGAAUUUCGGAUAGAGAUUUUCCGCGAUCCGAAUUAAAGCGUAAAAAACACUCUGUAACUUUCAACGAAGAAGAUGAGGUCAUAAAUCCGGAAGAUAUUGAUCCUACCAUUGGUAGAUUCCGUAAUUUAGUUCAUUCUACAGUGAUUCCUACAAAAAGGCAGCGGCUGCAUAUCGAAGAUAACGAUAAUGAUUAUCAACAAAAGUUCAAAGAGAACACAGGCAAAGGUGCUCAGUUUCCUUCAAAUUAUCACCACGAUCUGUAUUACGAUAUACCAGGAUUGCAUUUUAACGAAGAUGAAGAAGGCAGUCACUCAAAUAAAGCUGAUUCUUCAUAUUCUACCUCAAUCGUUGCCAAAUUAGGGCUUCCUCUUCCAAAUCCAGCACCGGAUGUCGAUUUGAUGGAUAAUUUCAAAGUGGCACCGGAAAAUCCAUUAACUACUAAAGCUGAUUUGCUACCUAAAAAGAAGAAGUAUGCUAAAGAAGCAUGGCCAGGCAAAAAACCAUCUACUUCUUCGAUGCUAGUUUGAAAGUUUUAUACCAAAAACUUCUUUUUGAAGUUAUGCGCAUUGUUGAAAUCAUUACGUAAAUAAUGCUUCAAUGAAGCCAUUUUUUAACAAGUAUUUUUUUCACUUUGAACAAGUAUAUAUUUCAUUCAUGUGAAUAUAGAUGUGUAAUGUAUUAUCAUUUGUUUUAAAAUAAUAAUUUUAUUGGUUUUGAACUUAUAUGUGAUUCAAGAUCAAUGAAUUAAAUGUUACUUGAAAAUUA